UACCAUUACUAAUAAUUUUCUUAUUACACUGAGGCAUCUGUGAAUGUUGUGCAGUGUCAAUGUGUCCUUCUUAGGAAAAAUAAGGGUAGUGCUCAAUAGUGACAUAUGUGGCUGAUUUUUAAUUGAAGCAACAUAACGUUCUUCUUCGUGAUGUUCUAAUUUUUUUUCUCUUGACACUAUUUGCAGCUACUUGCAACCAUGGCAUCUAAUGCACUUGAGGAAAAAAUAAAUAAAAUUCGACAGCAAAAUGAAGAAAUUAGAAGAAGAUAUGAGGAAGUUGAAGAAGAUAAAAAAAAUGCAGCAAAACUAAAUGCUUUGGUACAAAUGGUACCAUCAACAGAUUGGCCAGAAAGAAAAGAACCACCAGAAUUUGUAAAUCCCCCUAAAAUUAAACCAAAAUCAACCAAAGAAAAACAUGAAUAUACAUCACAUUCCCAUGCUGGGGAAGGAAAAAAAAUUCAUUCUUUUGCUCAAGGAGAGGGACCACCACCGGAUCCUAAAUACAAUUUUUUAGCAGAUUCUGAACGAGAAGAACCUAGUGUAGAAUACAUAAAAGAAAAUAAUGGGAAUAGAUCUCAUCAUAAAGUAACAAAAGGAAGUUUCAGAAAAAAGAUUAAUGGCAGAGAGGGUAACCAGAAAGAUAUUAAAUCAAAUAAAGGAAAUUACAGAGAUGAAUCUCAACCAGCAUAUGAUGCUUGGAGAGCAGAAAGAAAUCGUAUUGAUGAAGAUCGUAUUAGUAGACAAAGAACUGCAGAGGGCAAUUGGCGUAGGGAAUGGGAUAAUGAUAAAGUACAUAUUAUAUAUGAUGCAGUAAAAAAAUCAUCAAGGCCUACAUUAGGAGAUUUUACAAAAAAGGAUAAAGAUUCUGAUAAGAGAUAUCAUGUUAAUAAUAAUGAACAUGUCAAUUACAUUCGUGGAAAUCAUCGUCCUCAUCGUGGAACAAAGAACUUUUACAAUAAUUAUGAAAAUCGGUCUUAUAAUACUUAUGAUCAACAUAGAAAUAAUACAGCAAUAUCCACAAAAACUCCUGUUUCUCCAACUUCUGAAGAAAGAACUGUCAUUGCAACUGAUAAAAGUAUUAAAGUCACAGUAAAUCAAAGCAAUAUAACAAAAGGACCUGUAAUGAGUGUUAAAGUGAAUUCACCAAGUAUAGCCGGAACUGGAAGAGUUGGACCACGGCAAAGAACUCGUUUAACAUAUAGUCAUUCAGAUGUCGAUACACCCUCCUCUGAAGGUGAAUCGUUUUUCCGUCAAAAAUCAUUUGAAGAUAAAUCCAAAGGAAUUUAUUUUAAUAAUCAGAAAUUCUCUAAUAUAAAAAGAUCUCAUUCACAAAAAAAAAAGGAAAAUGAGACAAAAUAUCAAUAUCAUUCAAAAAAAGAUAUAAAAAAGGAAGAUAGUGAUUCAUAUAAGCAUUACGAAAAUGAAUUUAAAUCUUAUACACAAAAGGAUCAAUAUAAAUCUCAUGCUAUUAAAUCAUCAAAAUCUUUAAAGGAAAAUAUAAAAAUGACAGAAGAUGAUUCUUCAAAUGUAAAUGUUUCGCAAACACACGAAACUCAAGAAUGUUCAACUCCUAGUAAAAUAAAAUUGGAAGAAAAUGCUGAAAUGAAUAUAGAACAUAAUGUUGAAUUAAAUAUCAAAUAUAAUGAUGAACAGAAUAUUGAAUAUAAUAGUGAAAAAAAAAUUAAAUGUAAUAAUGAACAGAAUAUUGAACAUGAUGCAACAGAAAAUUGUUGUAACAUUCAAUCUAUUAAAGUAUCAAGUAUAGAAAAUGUGCAAUCAAAUAUUGAGAAUAAGAUGACAAAUAAAAUAUCAUCGAUAAAAGAAAUAAAAAUUGAAGAAAUUUCUUUGUCUUCUAUAUCAAAUGCAGAUAAUUUUGAACACAUUACCAAAGAUGAUAUCGAUAAAAAUAGCUUUGAAAAUAACAAUGAAUGUUUAGAUUCUCUUAUGAAUAAUGUAACAAAAGAUUUACAAGAAAGUAUGUCUUCCGAAAUAUCGGUUCCAAUUAAUAUUCAGUGUAAUGAAAAACAAAUAUUAGAAAAUAAUGAAAUAUUUAAUGAUGUUAUUGAGAUAGAUACAGAUCUUCUGUAUAAAGAUGAUCAACAAAAAUCAAAACAAAUUACAAAACAGUUUGUAAACGACUGUGAUAAUAUCGAAGAUGAAAUUACAGUGCAACAAAGUGUAGAGGAGAUAACAGAUAAUUCUGUAUCUUUGUUGGAAGAUAAAACACAUUCUGUGAUAGAAAUUAAUAAUCAAUCAGUAUGCAAUAAUAAGUUAAUAGAGAAAGAGCAAUUAGUACAGAAAGAAAUAUUGAAUUUAGAAAAUACAGCAAAGAAAAAUAACGUAUCUGAUAACAAUUUAAAGGAUACUAUGAAUUUUUGCGAAAUAAAAUCUGAGAAUAUUUUUAGUCCUGCAGAUGGAAGUGUAGAUGGAAAUUCAAUACAAGAAAGUAAAGAUAAAAUUGAAGAAAUAAAAGAAAAAGUAAAUGAAAUAAAUGAUAAAAUAUUGCAAUAAAAACAAUAUCAAGUUUUAAUAAAAUGUGUAAUGAAUUACACCUAUACUUUUUGAUAUUAGAAACAUUUCUAUUGUUCAUUAUGAUAAAAAAUAUUGUUUUAACGUAUCAUUAGGAAUGAAUUUUAAAAAUUUUGAAAAUACUAAUAACUGCGAAAUUUCUUUUAAUAGUUAAAAAUUAAAUUGUUAAUUUUUGAUUUGAUUUUAAAAUAUUUCACAAUAAUAGCAAUACAUUUUAAUUGGUUAAUUUAUCAUUUAACAUUCAUGAAAAAUUAAAACAUUUAUUUUGAAGAUUAUAAAUAUUUUCAAUAAAAUAUUUAUAAGAUAAUUUUAAAAUAAUGAAAGAAUUAUUAUUAUUACUAAGUGAUACUAUUUGCGCACAAUCGUCAAUGCUAUUUAAUUAAUCCUUUGUGAAUUUACAUUUAAUCAUUCUUUGUAUUAGUAUUUGCUUUAAAUGAAAAAUUUUUUUUUACAUACGUUAAUAUAUUGGAGAUAAUACUAUUUAUAUGAUUAUCUUCUAUUUUCAUCUACAGAAGGAUCCAUUUUUAUCUAUUUUUUUCUUUUUUUUUUCUUCUAAUAUUACAUUGUUACAAAUGAAAAAAGCAAUGUAAAUAUUUUGUAUAAAAUAUUCGUUUUUGUUUUUUUAUUUUUUAAAGAAAUAAAACUGCAAAGGAUUAGUACAUUAAAAGUUAAUCUACUACAGUGCUUUUAUAAUAUAUAGAAAUUGACAAGGCCAAGAUUCGUAUUUCUUGAUACUUUAUAUAAAAUUUUACGACAAUAGAAUACUAACAUCUGUUCAAAUAAUAUGCGAUCUCGAAUGAUAUUUUUGUAAUUGGCUCUAGGAAUUAAUUGUAUAUUGAAGAUUGAUAUAUGUGUACACAAAAAAUGUUGUAUACUUUAAUAUCAUUGGAACUGUUGAUUUA
Molecule: messenger RNA, 3431 nt
Organism: Apis florea (little honeybee)
Lineage: Eukaryota; Metazoa; Arthropoda; Insecta; Hymenoptera; Apidae
Source: RefSeq, a predicted model, not a curated record